Messenger RNA from Eutrema salsugineum, 738 nucleotides. Its product is annotated as heavy metal-associated isoprenylated plant protein 34. The record is from RefSeq and is a predicted model, not a curated record. The transcript is spliced from 3 exons. Bases 1 to 738 code for a protein of 245 amino acids. Gene Ontology annotation, molecular function: metal ion binding. Lineage: Eukaryota; Viridiplantae; Streptophyta; Magnoliopsida; Brassicales; Brassicaceae.
AUGCCAAGAAACGUAUAUGAAACUUUAAAGACAUAUUUCCUCAAGGUUAACAUCAACUGCCAAGGAUGUAAAAAUAGAGUGAAGAAAACACUUAGAAAAGUUGAAGGUGUUUACUCUGUUGACAUAGACACAGAUCAGCAAGCAGUGAUCGUUAGAGGGAACUUAGAUCCAGAGAUUUUGGUCAAGAAGUUGAACAGAAGAGGAAAGCAUGCAGAGCUCUUGUUCUUCAGCCUUAACCAUAAGGACCAGUUUGGUAAUCAUCAACCUGGUCUUAACCAUGACAACAGAAGCUUGAGGAACACACAAUACAAUUUUGGAAGCAAUCACUUGAACAAUGUCCCAAGUUAUGAAAGGCAGAGUCUUAAUCAUCCUAGUGACGAAGAGAUGAUGAUGAUGAUGAUGGCGAACAACAUGAAGCCUGUGAUGAUGAACGAUGCUGAUUACUUUCAGAUGAGCAAUUCACCUGAAGAUUUCCAAGAGAUAUUUGGUGAAGUACCACGAAGACACAACUAUGAAGAGAUGAAUCAAAAUCUGAUGAGGGACAUGGAGCUUGGAUAUUCUAACGCAUACCCUGCAGCAGAAACAAUGAAUAUGCAGGUUGGAGGAAGAUCAGAUAAUAUAAUGAUGAUGAAUGAGAGAGGUUUCCGAGGUCAGAUGAUGAAUGGUGCAUCUCCAAAUCCUCCGUUUAUCAAUCAGGAACAAUUCAGCUCAAGGCAACUUAAUGGGUUUUACUACUGA